Molecule: messenger RNA, 4220 nt
Organism: Myotis myotis
Lineage: Eukaryota; Metazoa; Chordata; Mammalia; Chiroptera; Vespertilionidae
Gene: ALDH4A1
Product: aldehyde dehydrogenase 4 family member A1
Exons: 15
Coding region: 78-1769 (563 amino acids)
Molecular function (GO): L-glutamate gamma-semialdehyde dehydrogenase (NAD+) activity
Source: RefSeq, a predicted model, not a curated record
GUGCGCUCCGGGCGGGGCCGCGCCGUCAGGUUGCGACCCAGUACACUGUCCGCAGAACAGCCACACCGCGAGCUGAGAUGCCGCCGCUGCCGCCCGUGCUUCGCCGCGCCCUGCUGGCCCGCCCCUGGAGUGGGGCCAGGCUUCGGUGGAAACACGCCUCCUCCCUGAAGGUGGCCAACGAGCCCGUCUUGGCGUUCACCAAAGGCAGCCCCGAGCGAGAUGCACUGCAGAAGGCCUUGAAGGACCUGAAGGGCAAGACCGAAGCCAUCCCGUGCGUGGUGGGGGAUGAGGAGGUGUGGACCUCAAACGUGCAGUACCAGGUGUCGCCCUUUAACCAUGGACACAAGGUGGCCAAGUUUUGCUAUGCAGACAAGGCCCUGCUCAACAAAGCCAUUGAGGCCGCCUUGGCCGCCAGGAAGGAGUGGGACCUGAAGCCCGUCACAGACCGGGCCCAGAUCUUCCUGAAGGCAGCAGACAUGCUGAGCGGGCCGCGCAGGGCAGAGGUCCUUGCCAAGACCAUGGUGGGACAGGGUAAGACAGUGAUCCAAGCGGAGAUCGACGCGGCAGCCGAGCUGAUCGACUUCUUCCGAUUCAACGCCAAGUUUGCCGUGGAGCUGGAGGGGGAGCAGCCCAUCAGCGUGCCGCCCAGCACCAACAGCGUGGUGUACCGGGGGCUGGAGGGCUUUGUGGCAGCCAUCUCCCCUUUUAACUUCACUGCGAUUGGCGGCAACCUGGCGGGGGCGCCCGCCUUGAUGGGCAAUGUGGUCCUUUGGAAGCCCAGCGACACGGCCAUGCUGGCCAGCUACGCCGUCUACCGCAUCCUCCGCGAGGCUGGCCUGCCCCCCAACAUCAUCCAGUUUGUGCCAGCUGAUGGGCCCACAUUUGGGGACACGAUUACCAGCUCAGAGCACCUGUGCGGCAUCAACUUCACAGGCAGCGUGCCCACCUUUAAAAACCUGUGGAAGCAGGUAGCCCAGAACCUGGAUCGCUAUCGCACCUUCCCACGCCUGGCCGGAGAGUGCGGUGGGAAGAACUUCCACUUUGUGCACCGCUCAGCGGACGUGGACAGCGUGGUGAGCGGGACCCUGCGCUCAGCCUUCGAGUACAGUGGCCAGAAGUGCUCAGCCUGCUCCCGCCUCUACGUGCCUCACUCGCUGUGGCCUCAGAUCAAAAAGCGGCUGCUGGAGGAGCACAGCAGGAUCAAAGUGGGCGACCCUGCAGAAGACUUCGGGACCUUCUUCUCUGCAGUGAUUGAUGCCAAGUCCUUUGGUCGCAUCAAGAAGUGGCUGGAUCACGCCCGCUCCUCGCCCAGCCUCACUGUCCUGGCGGGCGGCAAGUGUGACGACUCUGUGGGCUACUUCGUGGAGCCCUGCAUUGUGGAGAGCAAGGACCCUCAGGAGUCCAUCAUGAAGGAGGAGAUCUUCGGGCCUGUGCUGACCGUGUACGUCUACCCAGACGACAAGUACAGGGAGACACUGCGGCUGGUGGACAGCACUACCAGCUACGGCCUCACGGGGGCAGUGUUCGCCCAGGAUAAGGACGUUGUCCGGGAGGCCACCGAGAUGCUGAGGAACGCUGCUGGCAACUUCUACAUCAACGACAAGUCCACUGGCUCAGUGGUGGGCCAGCAGCCCUUUGGGGGGGCCCGAGCCUCUGGAACCAAUGACAAGCCCGGGGGGCCCCACUACAUCCUGCGGUGGACGUCGCCCCAGGUCAUCAAGGAGACCCACAAACCUCUGGGGGACUGGCGCUACUCGUACAUGCAGUGAGCCCCUUGGCACCUCCGCCGUUCACCUGUUUGUCCGUCCAGGUGACUGACCUCGGUGCACUGGGCCUACCCAGCCCCUCCACCCUGCUCCCUGGAGGGCAGCCCCUUUUCUAGAGCCAAGGGCUGGCCCUGAGCCCCCCACUGGCCCGUAUCCUGGCCUGUCCCACAUCUCGGGGUCAGGUGCCCAGCCCUGGUUUGAUCCUGCUGGGAAGGGACAGGCGUGCUGCCCCUCAUCCCAUCGGCCGUCCUAGGAAUUACCUCUCAGAGGGUGACCUUGGUGCCGGCUGGCUCGCCAUCUUUUCUCCUCUUGCUUCUGCACUGUGGCCCAGUGGUGUCGCAGGGGUGGGGAACGUUUGGCCCGAGGGCCAUGUAAGGCCCACAGAAUCGUUUGGUCUGGCCCUGCCAAGGCAUUAGGGGUGAGUUAAUUAAAUGUUUGACUGAAUAUAGCAGGCUGAUUUUUAAGUUGAUAAUGUUGUCUGGCCCACGAAUGAUGUUAUAAAUAUUCAAAUGGCCCUUGGCAGAAAAAAGGUUCCCCACCCCUGGUUUAGGGACUUGGGGAAUGACAGUGGGGCAGCUCCCAAUCCCUUGAGGGAACGGAGGCAGCUCUGGGCCCCUUGGCAACCUCAUUACCCACAGGGCUCCUGGCCUUGGCCCUGGCGUCUCCAGGGCUGCAGGAGUGGGUGUGACCAGGGCGGUCUGCAGGGUGCCAGCGCACUAGCUGACCUUGCCCUCUUUGGUCUGGGUCAUCCUCCUUUCACACUAGCUCUUUGCCCAGCCACACGAGCCAGUGGGUACCUGUGCCUGACCUUAAGCCUUAGAUGCCCAUGUGCCUUUCUCCAGGGCUCCUGUCUGCCCAUGUAAUUCCUGACCGUCUCCAUGUGGUGAGGCUGGGGGGCCAUUGGAGGCCACCUGCCAAGAUGUGGGACAUGCUGGUCCUUCCUGUUGGGGCUGGGAUUUUGGGAACUGGAUGGGCCCAGCCUCCAGGACAGCCACCCUCAGCUGCGUUGGCCUGGUUUCCCUGCGGGAGCUCAGUUCCCACUGGCUGUGGUAGCACAGGCCCAAGUAGAUGUUGCUCCCACUCUCCCAGCCCCCUGAGACCUACCCUGGGUCCCCGUCCUGCCAGGACCUGGGAUUGCCCGUAGAAUCUUCUUCCUUUGCAUGCGAGUGGCUUUGCGUGGACUGGCCUUGGGGGGCCUGUUCUUUGUUUGAUGCAGCCAGUCGGUGGACUCUCUAGGACAGCGGUCAGCAAACUGCGGCUCACGAGCCACAUGAGACUCUUUGGCCCCUUGAGUGUAGCCACGAAGUUUCAAUUGCACUGUACGUGCGCGCCCGCACGUGGUAUUUUGUGGAAGAGCCACACUCAAGGGGCCGCAGUUUGCCGACCACUGCUCUAGGACAACUAGGUUGGGUUCUGAGUGGCCAGGGAUCUGUAAGGGGUGACUUUGGAGAGCAGUUUUUAUGGAGCUGUAAAAGUGCUGGGCCCUUCUCAAGGACCGCUGUCAGGGGCUCCCCACAGGGUAGGGUGGCCAUUGCCCAAGUGCCAGGACCUCGCACUGGGCCAGCGGUCAGGGGUGAGUGCUGAUGCCGCCUGGCAGGGUGCGGGUUCUGCACCGUUUCCCACAAGGCGCCAGGUCAGGAGGCUGAGAGAUGUUCCUGGUUCUGCUGGCUCUACACUGUGAGGUGCCAUGGGACUCGCCCUGACGUCACCCAAUAAAAUACCUGUGACUUAACCAAAUCGGUCUUUCUGGUGGGGGUGGGGGACAGCUUCUAAGUCUGAUGGCAUUUUCAGCGUGUCAUUGGGUGUGAGGAGUGCAGUGCCCUCGGUGCUAUGGAAGGAAGGGCAGGCACUGAUGUAUGGGAAUACCUGCUGCGGUGGUGGGAGCUCUGGAGCCAGAUGGGCUGGGUUCAAAUCCCAGCUCCAAAAAGCUGUGCAACCUCUCUGGCCUUCUGUCUCUCCAUCUGUAAGAUGGGAAAAGUAAUAUAUGUGAUAUGUAUGCCCACACAGUUGUCAUGAGAAUUAAAUGAGUUAAUCAAUGUGUUUAGAACAACGCCAGACACAGAAUUCAUGGUUCGUCAAUGUUGCGCAUUUACCCAUUGUGUAACAGCCACUGCUAUGUGCUGUGAUAAGUUUACAUGCCUGGAUAUUUUAGCUAAAUGUUAUUCUAGAUGUUUCUGUGAAGGUGUUCUUGAAUGAGAUUAACAUUUAAAUCAGUGGACUUUGAGAAAGCAGAUUACCCUCCAUAAUGUGGGUGGGCCUCAUCCAAUCAGUUGAAGGCCUUAACAGAAAAAGACCGACCUUCCCGAACAAGAAGGAAUUCUGCCAGGAGACUGCCUGUGGACUCAGCCGCAGCUCCUCCCGGGCCUCCGGGCUGCCAGCCUACUGGCAGAAUUUGGAUUUCCUGACCCCACAGUCUUGUGAGCCAUUUCCUUACAAUAAACCUGUCUCUCUGUG